UCUUGGCUCUCGGUCUUUUUUGGUCGUCGAGCGUUCCUCUUGAACGGGGCUUGCUGUGUGUUCCACGUACGUUCCACAAUCGGCGCUUGAAGGGGAACCGCGAUGUCCUGCCCUUCGAGCGAGAAGGGGCCCUCGUCACCGCGAAGGAACAAAUGGGAGACCCCACUCCUUACUUCAAAGCGAGCAUCGACUACUCAGGGAAACAAUCGUCUUCCUUGUUCCGUUUCGAAACAUACAGUAGACCAAACACAUUCUUCCAACCAAUCGACCCAAGUGAGGCCGGACCUUCGGCCAAUGUGUCUGUGGGUGGGUGUCGACGAUCGAGUGACUGACUACUCUUUGACUGCUCUUGCGAGUUGAAUGUCGAGGAUCUCCCUCUCAAAAGAUAGAUAGAUAGAGAACGAAAGAGACCGAUCGGGUGUCCAGUCGCAGUCGCUCGUGUUGGCCGACUGAUCAAGGCACAGGUUGUGAAAUGCCAGCGACAUUGCUGAUCGAGCUUUAGAAAACGGUUUCGGAACUUUGAGAGAAGAAGACUCAUUUCGCUCCUUCUUUCCGUUUGUCUGGCGAAUCCAGAAAAUAAGGAGUUGAGAGAAACGGAAGGAGGUUGUUCAGGAGUUUCUGUUUUCAUGGCUGAGUGCUUCGCUUUGGUGGUUCGUGGUGCGAAAUGAGGGAAAGUGAUCGCCAGCGGGAAUGGCCAUGGGGCCAGCUGUUCUCAUCAUUAUCUUCAUCAUGAAAGAUUCCGGGCCGUGAUUUGAGGCAUCGAGAUUAUAGUGGCUUGGCCUUCCUAGGCCUCACAGGACCUUUGACCACCCCCAGAGAUCUUCAUCCCCAACGAGGUUUACUCUCAAGAAUAAUCUCGCGCUCACCAUCCGUACAAUCUCAUUCAUGUUUGGACCCCUGUGUCGUGACAAUUGGAUAGUUAGCCGUUCAUCAUGUCUAUGCUUUCAACUGUUCGGACCAUCGAUCUCAAGCAUUUCGAGAAUGUCAAGAGUGCGUUCGAACACAUCAGCCUGUACGUGGGUCUGGUGGUUUACACUGCAGCUGGAGCAAAGAUAUUCCAAGCCCUGGAACACCCUUUGGAAGUGCAAACACUGGAAGAGAUCCAGAGCUUAGUGCUGUUAGAACGAGAAAACUUUGUACGAUUUAUAUUCAAUGGGAGUUGGAAUUCUGUGACACAUCGUGAUCGAAUUGACCAGAGAUUGCUCGAUUACGAGCAAACUGUGGCUGUGGCUGCCAACGAAGGCAUUGAUAUGUCGCUCAAGGAGCCUGUGUACCAAUGGAGCUACAUCCAAGCUGUUUUCUUUUCAUCAACCAUUCUUACAACAAUAGGUUACGGCAAUAUUGCCCCUGUGUCCACUGCCGGUCGUGUCUUCUGCAUUCUCUUUGCCAUCGUUGGCAUUCCAUUCACACUGUCCGUGAUCGCGGAUGUGGGUCAAAUUUUUGCCACCUUGGUCUCCGCCGUGUGGAAGAAGUACAAGCACAUUCUCAAGCCCUUGGGCAAACGGCUCAAGUUAAUGGCCUCCAAGACAGAUGACGAGGAUGGCGAUGAAGGUGGGAGUGGAGGGGUGGGCCUUCAGUCCAAUAUAAUCACGGCCGUUCUAGCACUCCUCUUCCUGGCCUUAUUCCUCAGCAUCGGGAGCAUGAUCUUCACCAUUUGGGAGGAUUGGACGUUCUUCGAGGCGUUCUAUUUCUGCUUUAUCACAAUGACCACUAUUGGUUUUGGGGAUAUUGUUCCAAAUAUUGUUGGACAAGAGAAGACUGCGUACAUGUUGGUGUGCAUGAUCUACAUCCUCGUUGGCUUGGCCUUCACCUCUACAAUCAUUGAGUUGGUCCGCCGUCAAUAUGCGGAAUCGUGGCGGAAAAUGCAAGAAAUCCGAGCGCAAAUCCAGGCUCAGCUCAAACUGGCCGCCACUCUCCGACAGAUGGCGCAAAAUAACAUUGAAGUGGAGGGCAUGGAUAUUGCGGGCGAUUUGGCCACUCUCAAGGCCAAUAUUGCCAAGUACAAAGGCAGAUUUGGCAAAGGCCUGGGCGAUUUCGAGAUCAAUGAUUUGGAUUGGAUUGAUAGCGGGAAAAAGGUGAAGGCGGUCACCAUCUUCAUCUACGAGUCUUCCGUCUGAAAUUUGGCAUUUCGAGCCCCUUUUCCAACUGAUUACUAUUCUUUAGGCUAGACUACCCUCGUCCAUGUUUGAUGCUACAGACAGUCAAAGCACGUUUUGAUUACGUUGAGUGCAAUAAAUAUAAAUCGUCUACGUGUAUGCGUGAAACCUUCAA
Tigriopus californicus is the source of this 2271-nucleotide messenger RNA. RefSeq names its product potassium channel subfamily K member 18-like. Lineage: Eukaryota; Metazoa; Arthropoda; Copepoda; Harpacticoida; Harpacticidae. Bases 933 to 2117 code for a protein of 394 amino acids. Gene Ontology annotation, biological process: stabilization of membrane potential; potassium ion transmembrane transport. Gene Ontology annotation, cellular component: membrane. The transcript has 5 exons. The record is from RefSeq and is a predicted model, not a curated record. Gene Ontology annotation, molecular function: potassium ion leak channel activity.